Molecule: messenger RNA, 1023 nt
Organism: Glarea lozoyensis ATCC 20868
Lineage: Eukaryota; Fungi; Ascomycota; Leotiomycetes; Helotiales; Helotiaceae
Exons: 4
Coding region: 1-1023 (340 amino acids)
Source: RefSeq, a predicted model, not a curated record
AUGCAACUCACCAAAAUCGUCGGAGCAGCAGCUCUCUUAGCCACCUCAGUCCUCGCAAAACAAGAAGCUCCAGCUCAUCGUCUCCAACGCUAUCACGACCACAACGACGUCCCAGUCGUAACCACAACUUCAAGCACAACAACACCAUGCACUACAUCUUCUCUGACCUCCCUCUCAAUCUCUACAAGCUCCCUCUCCCUCUCCACAGCACCCUCAACCUUCAACACCUCCCUCGCCACCCCCCUCCCCGGCAUCAAAACGCGAAACCGCAAAGCCAAAGGCCAUAAACUCACUAUCUCAUAUAGCAGCAUCAAACCGACGACCAACACGUCGAGCAUCACACAUGCGUCCUCUACUGCUUCAAUCACAGGCUGUUCCGCGCCAAGUACCUCGACGAGUGUGAUCACCAUCACGAAUAAUGUCACAAGCACCAUCACACUCCCGUUCAACUCCACGUCCCAAACGACAACAACCUCUUCAACGACCACCUCCACAACUUCACAUACAACUAUCAUCACGCCGCUCCCUCUCACCUCCGUGCUCCCGGCUACAGUCGCUACAGGCGCGUCCUCGGAGCUUCAUCCAUCCACGAGCGUAGUAGCGACGACGAUUGUGUCAGGCACGCCACCAGGCGCGACGGCGAACCCGAAGGCGUUGCAUUGUGGACUGCACGGUCUGCCCGUGGGCGAUUACUUCCUCGCGGGGUUCGUGGAGAACGAAACGUCUGGACGACUGGACGUGUGGAAGUGUUGGAGGUAUUGUACCUCCGUCUUCGGCAUCGACAUGGGCUGCGAAUCCUACACCUUCUACCCCGAAGAGGGCACCGACGCGCCCAGAUGCGAUCUUUAUGGUGGAAGCGUCGCGCAGAGUCUCGAUAGUGUGAAUCGAUUCCAUGUCCUCACAUUUCCCAAUCUUCAACCCCUUGACAAUCUCAGUCCUCAACACAACGACGCCCCGUCGCGUACGACGAAUCCACACACACAAGUUGUAAACUUUGUUUUUGCCCAUAUGCAAGAAGCAUAG